AUGGACGUCAACGCAACUGUCUUUUUCAACGGAAUUUUAGAUUAUUUUUCAGUACAACGAUUUAUGUCUUAUGAAUUGGCUACGGUUAUUUGCAAGAUUGAUAUGUCAUGUGCCGUAAUAUCACUACCCGUUGCUUGCUUAACGUUACUUGUGAUGAGUAUUGAGCGUUAUCAUGCUGUUGCAAUAAUCCAAUUUCGAUCUGUGGAAUUAUCAACGGUUGGUGACAAUGUAGCGGUACGAAUUCCCGAUGUCGAUAGAGCUAAAGGGGAUCAUCGAAAUUUAAUUGCAGUUGUACUGGAAAGAACGGCUGAAGGAUAUUAUCGGUUAGGGACUUCAGCUGGAAUAUUGAAAUCGCUUUACUCGAUUGCGCAGUUCGAAUCUUGUGAGAAGCAUUUCAUGUCUCUUAAUGAUGUAUAUAAGAAUAAUCAGGUUUCGCUGCGUCAAGCAGCAACAUUUGUAUCAGUUGGGAAAGGUCAGGGAGUUUUCCAUCGUAACUGCAAACGUAAUUGUAGCAGUAAAAUUUGUAAAUGUCGCGCAUCUAUGGUAUUAUGUAAUUCAAGAUGCCAUCAGAGUAUGCCAUGCACUAAUAAGGGUUAA
This is a messenger RNA of Trichoplax adhaerens, 597 nucleotides long. RefSeq lists its product as uncharacterized. The record is from RefSeq and is a predicted model, not a curated record. Bases 1 to 597 code for a protein of 198 amino acids. The transcript is spliced from 3 exons. Lineage: Eukaryota; Metazoa; Placozoa; Uniplacotomia; Trichoplacea; Trichoplacidae.